Oryza brachyantha (malo sina) is the source of this 2257-nucleotide messenger RNA. RefSeq names its product U-box domain-containing protein 33-like. The record is from RefSeq and is a predicted model, not a curated record. The coding region runs from base 117 to 1979 and encodes 620 amino acids. The transcript is spliced from 10 exons. Gene Ontology annotation, biological process: protein phosphorylation. Gene Ontology annotation, molecular function: ATP binding; protein kinase activity. NCBI's taxonomy places the organism in Eukaryota, Viridiplantae, Streptophyta, Magnoliopsida, Poales, Poaceae.
CUUCUUUUGACCCUUCUUUCAACUGAUGCUUUCUAGGAAUAACGCAAACAGGAACGGUAGGUGGGAAGGGGUGAGACACAAUAAGUUCCUUAUGUAGAAGUAGAGACCAAGAAAAAAUGGACGAGGAAGAGAUUCAUAUCGCAGUAGGGAAGAACUUCAGAAAGGAGAAGGCUAACAUCCUAUGGGCUGCUGCAAGGUUCGCAAGGGCCACUAUAGUUCUUGUUCAUGUUCACUGGCCUUCCAAGUGGAUGCCCUUCAUGGGUAGCAAAGUUUUAUACAAGUUUGCAGAUGAAAAGGAGAAGGAGAUGCAUAGAACCAAAGAAACGGACGCUAUGGUCAAGAUGUUAUCACGAUACAAAAACCUUUGUGGCACAAGAAAGGUUAGGGUACAUUACCUUUCACAUGAUGAUGUUCUUGCUGGUGUUGUAAACCUGAUAAAGAAGCUCAAAAUUAAGAGAAUUGUCAUCGGUUCAAGGAGCAUGUCAAAGGAAGCGAUGCUUCUUAAAUGCUGUCAGGUUUGGGUGGUUAUCAAUGGAAAACACAUGUCUACUAGCAAUGAUCAUCUGGAGCAUACUGGAAGCAUUGGGUAUGGGGGGAGCCCUGAAUCCUUGGCAUCUAUACAUGAGCUGAGUGAUGAUUCGAAUGGAUACAUAACACCCCCAAGUGAUUUUGCAGAUGAAAUAAUUUAUGACGAUGGGAUUACUCAAAUGGACGGUACUGAUGAAUUAGCAAUGUGUGGUGUGCAGGAAGCUGAAGCAGAGGAAGAGGAAAUCAUAGAAACAGGGGAACAGAUUUCUUACGAGGAGGUGGAGCAGUUUCCCCAAGAGAUUGCUCACCAAACUGAUGAGAUACAGAGUUUCAGAAGUGUAUCUGAAAGAGCUGAAGAACUGAUGGAAGAAAUAGACAAACUCCAAAGGAAACUGAAAGAGCUGCAAGAGGAGGAUCAUGGCAUCUUGUCACCUAGGCAAAAGCUGGGUGCUGCUUCAUCACUGAAGAAGGAGAAGAGCCUAUCAACACCACCAAGAUACCCAGAGCUGCAACUUCCAGAACAUAUCGCACGCCUGUCCAUGGCAAAGAUAAGCGAAGCAACGGAGAACUUCAACUCAAGGAAUCUGAUAGGUGAAGGAGGCUACGGUCCAGUGUACAGGGGGAAACUAGGUGGCGUGGCGGUGGCCAUCAAGCUGCUGAGACCCCAUCCCCAUGGCGGCAAACAAGGCUUCCCGGAGUACAAGCAGGAGGUAAUGGUGCUGAGUAGAGUGAAGCAUCCGCACAUUGUGAAGCUGAUGGGAGUGUGCCCGGAGACAUGCUGCCUGGUGUACGAGCACCUCCCAAAUGGCAGCCUCCUCGACAGCCUCGCCAAGCGGCCCAAGCCCCAGCCCCUCUCGUGGAAGGACCGCGUCAGGAUCCUCGCCGAGCAGCGCUCCGCACUCGCCUACCUCCACUCCUGCCGCCCCCACGCCAUCAUCCACGCCGACCUCAAGCUCACCAACAUCCUCCUCGACGCCGCCAAUGGCAGCCGCCUUGGCGACUUCGGCACGGCGCGCACGGUGCACGUGAAGCCGCUGCAGGAUGAGGAGGACACCAUCUGCCGCCGCACCAACCCCAUGGGCACCACGGGUUACAUGGACCCCCUCUUCUUCAUCACCGGCGAGCUCACCGCGGAGUCCGACGUCUACGCCUUCGGCGUCGUCAUCCUCCAGGUGCUCACCGGCCUCCCCCACGUCAACAUCGCCGAACAGGUGCGCGAGGCCAUCAGGAUGGACGCCGUGCACUGCGUGCUGGACGCCUCCGCCGGGAGCUGGCCGGAGGUGCAGGCCGACAAGCUGCUCCGGCUGGCGCUGCGGUGCUGCAGCCUGGAGCGGAAGCGGCGGCCGGCGAUCACGUGCGACGCAGAGUGGAGAUCGCUUGACAUUUUGCAGCGCAUGGCAAAGGCACAAACCAAAUCUUGGAAACGGACUCCCCAUGGAUGCGGAAGCUAACAAACAUCUCUCGCUCCUUUUCUUUUCUUUUUUUUUCUUGGAUUAAUUAGCGUGCGUGUACAUACACCCAGUCACUGACGCUGGUGUGACGAGCCUAGGAUACGUGACAGAGUUAUUUUGCCACGUCACUAACUCAUGCGCGAUCAAAAAGUUCGUCUGAUAAAAGUAUUAUUUUAUAAGGUUUAGUUAAAAUAUUAUUUAUUAGAAAAACACUAGCACAGUAUACGCUAUCUGUGAUGGACGUAAAAAUACAUUUAGUAUAAUAUAUGCUAUCUGUG